Messenger RNA from Rosa chinensis, 1957 nucleotides. RefSeq names its product ankyrin repeat domain-containing protein EMB506, chloroplastic. The transcript has 8 exons. Gene Ontology annotation, biological process: protein targeting to chloroplast. The coding region runs from base 204 to 1229 and encodes 341 amino acids. The record is from RefSeq and is a predicted model, not a curated record. NCBI's taxonomy places the organism in Eukaryota, Viridiplantae, Streptophyta, Magnoliopsida, Rosales, Rosaceae. Gene Ontology annotation, molecular function: protein binding; chloroplast targeting sequence receptor activity. Gene Ontology annotation, cellular component: chloroplast outer membrane.
GAAUUCUUCGCGAAGUUCGACCUACAUUGAAGCCAAGCCAUUUUUGAGCCAUUUCAGGCUUUGCCCAAACUACGCUAGCUUUCUCUCUUCACCACCAAACUGAAAGUAGAUGGAACCAAAAUCCCUUUUGUGACUUUGGAUAUCUCUCACAGACUCUCACGGAGUGGUUACUUAAGUCGGAGCAAUAAACUCCCUGGAGGCAAAUGGGCAUGGUUUCAAUACCAGCAUUCUCAGCUGUACAGUCAGUCUCUAUACCCAGAGAUUAUCAUUCGUUUGCGGUUGUGAACUCUUUGAAGGCCAAGGGGAAGAGUUGUCAACUAGAAUUGCUUAGUAAUACCAGUGUCUUGAAAGCAUAUAGUAUAUGGAGUGGUGGCAGCUUUAGCUCCUCUGACAAGCAUUCAAAGUUGAGGACCUUUUUGGUCAAGUCAAACCAAGCAUCUUCGUUACAGUCUCGUGUGGGAACAUGGGAAGGUCCUGAUGAUGGCAGUGGGACUGAAUCUGAGGAGGAGGAGGAGGAGGAAGAAGAAGAACAUGACUUGGGUUUCCAAAGCGAAUGGGAAGAAGAUGAAGAAAAGCGGGCUCCAGCUGCUAAUGCUGGUGAUGUUCAGAAGUCCACAACAAAUGAGUUAGAAGAGCAACUUGUGAAAGAGGUGGAACAGCUCUUGGAGGUAGAAGAAAGAGCAAUUUUGCAACAGCAUGCAGCUCCCAACAUGGAGAAAUUAUCAACUGCAAAAUGGAGUCCACUACAUACUCUUUCACUAUCUGGGCUAGUUACUUUCAUGGAUAAGCUACUUGAAGAUGGUGUAGAUAUUAAUCGUUUUGAUAAUGAUGGUGUAACCGCUCUUCAUACUGCAAUCAUAGGCAAAAAAGAAGCUGUUAUUAGUCAUCUUCUAAGAAAAGGUGCAAGUCCUCAUGUCAGAGAUCGGGAUGGCGCUGCACCACUUCAUUAUGCAAUACACGUAGGCACCAAGCGAAUUGUGAAGUUAUUGAUCAAAUACAAAGUUGAUGUCAACAUUGCAGAUAAUGAUGGAUGGACGCCAUUGCAUGUUGCCGUGCAAAGUAGAAAUAGAGAUAUUGUGAAACUUUUGUUAGUGAAUGGUGCAGAUAAGAGUAGAAGAAAUAAGGAUGGCAGAACUCCCAUAGAUCUGGGCUUGUGUUAUGGGAAAGACUUCAAGUCCUAUGACCUCACCAAGUUACUGAAGACAGUACCAAUGGACAGAGAUUUUUGAGUCCAAAAUUUAGACAAUUUUAAAAGCCGAUGAAAAUUUGGUUGCCUGUCUUUAGUAUUUGGUGCAACUAUGUUUACAGUUCCUGCAUCCAAGAUGGCUUUAUGAAAUAAUUUGCUCCAACUUCCUCUCAUUGUCUAGACCAAGGGAAACUAAAAAUAGGUGGGUGAAAUAUUUAUGGAGGGAGAGAUAUGUCAUGAAGCAAAUUGGUUGAAUGCAGAGCAAAAAGAGUUAUCUACAUCUCAAUAUAGUGUACAGACUACAGAUGAUACAAAUAUGCUGGAUGCGCUGCUUGACAUCCAUUAAUUUCUGGGUUAAUCUGUUUGAUAGUAUGUAGUUUGUUAGUGUAAUGUAUCCCGGUCCUGCGGAAUUAACCACAGUUUUGUACUGAUAAGCUAUAUACCAGUAUGUUUGCUUUAUCAAAAGCAUAUGUAUCGUGUUGGGGUUUGAUAUUGAUAACACAAGUAUUCCAGCCUUUAGUGCAGCGGACUACUUUGGGAGAUUGUUGUUGCCAUGACUCGACAGUGUAAUAUAUUGUUCGGGGUGAUUGGAUUGGCUCAAGUAUUAUCAUGGUUUCCUGUUUCCAGUCUAUGCAGACUAGGAUAUUGUUUGAUGAUGCAUUCAGCAGCAGUCUUCAUAUAUUCCAGAUUGUUAUAGGAAAAAGAAAAUCCAAGACAGAUUUCUGAUUGAAUGUUAAUUUAAUCAUUUGAAAUAUUCAUCUUUGGCAAAAA